AUAAUGAUGAGAAGAAUCUAAUUGCACGUUCGUAAUGAAAAUAAGUUACAUCCAUAGGAUGUCUUUGGCUAGAUGAGAUUGGAAUGGUCGGAUGCAACGUUUGUCUCUCAAGAAGUCCACGGCUCAAAAACGCAUCCUGUUUUGUAUUAUAGGUUACCUAUCUUUUCUAUUAGUUAAUUGAUUAUAAAUCGUCUGCAAUGUAGAUUCAUCUUGUAUCAGUCCUGAGAAUUUCAAUUAUCAGGAGUGUUGAUCCUCUUCCGCUGAUUAAACCUUAAUUUCUUUAAUUCAACUUUUUCUGCUGCUGUUCUCAAUCAAAUCUCUGCUGAUUGAAGACUCAUGGAAUUCGACUGGGGUUGUGGUUACUGAUGGUUCUUGGUGCGAAGUUUGAUUUGAUCCUGAUGCUUCACUGCUAUGUCUUCACACAUAAUCAAGCAUUAUUCUCAGAUUUGAAAUUCGAUUUAAAUCACUUGAGCUAUUGGGAAUUUAGGUUUGCAAUUUCGUUUUGCGUUGAAACUUGAUUCUUCUACCUCGACUGCUUAAAUCAAAUCAACAUUGGUGUUAAGCAUCAAUAGAGGGCCUCCACAGAAUAACUUUCAGGUGGCUCCACAGAAUGCUAGUAGCUAUGGCAGCUUGGGAAGCCAUGGUAGUUAUAACGAAGGAGUUGGACUUGGCAGCAACUAUGGAAGUUAUGGCGAUGAUAGUUGUGUAUAUGCAUACUAUUCUCCUGUGGGUCCAUCUGUUCUGAACAUCCGUGCUCAGGGUGGUGGAGUGCCAAUCGCUGGAGCUAGCUCUGAUGCUAGAUGGAGAACUUCUCAACUUUCUCAUGGGAAUGGAGGACUUGGUGUCAGUCCAUCCGCAGGAAACUUUGGGCCGAUGUCUCUAGGUGUGAGUCCCUCACAGUUUACACCUCGUAAUCACCAUACUCAAGUUUCCACUGGAUCUUCAGGAAAGUUCGGCCCAACUUCCCCAGCAAGAGGAAGUGUUCAUGGAUCACCUUUAAGAAAAAUGGCUGCUGUUGGACACUUCAAUAAUAGGAGGAGAAGUUGGGGACAUCCUGGGUCCCACUCGUUACCCCCUCAAGAAAUACAGCGCACUGGCAAGGGCAUCAUACUGAUGGUGCCAGCUGUAGUUACGGUGAGGGAAGAUCUCGUGGGCAUACUAAUGGUUCUCCUCGGAAUAUGCAAUCAACCAGUAGUGUUCCUAAUUGGAGGCCUUUGAGAGGAAAUGCCAUAUUCAAUGCAGGAUUUUCAUCUGGCACUUCACAGUCUGUUCCUCAACUGAACUCCAACAUGCCAUAUCGCCCAAGCUUGGAGUCUACAAAUGAAAAGGCUGAAAUUAGUUCGCUACCUGAUCCUGGAGAUUGGGACCCCAAUUAUAGCGAAGAAUUACUCCUGCAAGAGGAUGGUCCUGAUGUGGGCUCUAUGGUUUCUGAAUUUACCAAUAUCAUGCGCAUUAGUCAUCCCCCAGAUCCUGCUGUUCCAGUUGCUGGCAUGGGAAGGUUUAACAACACCUACCAGACACAUAUGAACUCACAUAUACCCAAUCAAAGAAACUUCUUAACAAAUCAAGCAUUCCCUCAAGUAGAUGCGAGCUCCUCUUCAGCGCAUGAUAUGCAUGCGGGGCAUGGCCGUCCAAUUAUGUCUUCACAGUUCACACCUCAUUCCGCACAAAUCUCUCCUAGUCGUUUUGGGCAGCAUCCACCACCUUGUCAUCGAUCUAAUUAUGUGCCGCCAAAUUUUGCUCGUGGUGGUGAGUGGAAUCAUCAGAAGGUUCAGCCACCUCCAAUCUAUAACAAUGUUGGCUCACACUCUCUAGGCAAUAACACACUUCCUAACGGGUCGCCAUGGGGACUGAGGCCUGGGUAUCCAGUGACCAACAUUCCACCAGCAUCCAACUCAAGGAAGGAUUAUGGAAGGAUUGUUUGAUAGGAUAUAUAUGAAUAAUGAACUUGAUCUUUUUUUUUCCUUCUGAAAGUGGGGUUAUUGUGUAUUCAGCAGUGGAACUAAGUUUCUACAAGAAACCCUUCUGUGAACGUGGGGAUUGUGAUAAUUUGGGGGAAAUUAUUUUAGUGGUCCUAUGGAUCCAUCUAAGAUCUGUUGGAAAAUCUUCUUCUUGAUGGUGGUGACAGUGGUGUGUGGGGUGGGAUGGAUCCAUCUAAGAUCCAUUGUAAAAACUUCUUCUUGAUGGUGGUGACAGUGGUGUGGGGUGGGAUGGUGGUACAUGUAAAGCCAUUGUGCUAUUCACGGAAUACAUUCUAAAUUAUGGCAUCCAUGUCUAUCUCCAUUUUAGGCACUCUUCUUGUGAAGUUGGUCAACUUACUAAUUGAUCACCAAGGGGUGCUGGAUCUGUAAUCAGACUUCGUACUGAUUUUCAGCUAUUCACAUAUUAUUGAUUUGAAAGGAACAUUCUUCAAUAUAUUUAUUUUGCAAUUAAGGUGCACUUUUAU
This is a messenger RNA of Papaver somniferum (opium poppy), 2446 nucleotides long. RefSeq names its product dual specificity protein kinase YAK1 homolog. The record is from RefSeq and is a predicted model, not a curated record. Bases 1179 to 1925 code for a protein of 248 amino acids. Lineage: Eukaryota; Viridiplantae; Streptophyta; Magnoliopsida; Ranunculales; Papaveraceae. The transcript is spliced from 5 exons.